Molecule: messenger RNA, 2319 nt
Organism: Fulmarus glacialis (Northern fulmar)
Lineage: Eukaryota; Metazoa; Chordata; Aves; Procellariiformes; Procellariidae
Gene: NUP50
Product: nucleoporin 50kDa
Exons: 7
Coding region: 12-1421 (469 amino acids)
Biological process (GO): protein import into nucleus
Cellular component (GO): nuclear pore
Source: RefSeq, a predicted model, not a curated record
GGUGUGGAAAAAUGGCAAAGAGAAUUGCAGAGAAGGAACUGACUGACAGAAACUGGGAUCAGGAGGAUGAAGCUGAGGAAGUGGGAACAUUCUCAGUAGCUAGUGAAGAAGUCCUGAAGAACAGAGCUAUUAAAAAAGCAAAGCGCCGAAAUGUUGGAUCAGAGUCUGAAAGUGGAGGAGCUUUUAAAGGGUUUAAAGGCUUUAUAUUGCCUUCUGGAAAAGGAGGAGGUGGCUUCAGCGGAUUUGGUAAUGGUGCAGGAAUAAAGCCUUUAGAAGGGCUAUCUAAUGGAAGCAGUAGUGUCUCUAGCACUCCUUCUUUCAGCAGUUUGAAGACCACCUCUGAAACACAAUCAGCAUUUGGAUCCACAAUGUCAAAUGGUCCUACUACUACUGCAUUUACUGAGAAAAAGGCUGCAAGCCCAAAAGUGAAUGGUGGCAGUCAACCGUCCUCAUCUGGCUAUGCUCAGAGUAAAGUUUGUAGCUCUAGUGUUUACCACAAACAGUUAGCAGCUUUAAACUGUUCUGUGCGUGACUGGAUAGUUAAGCAUGUAAACACAAACCCGCUAUGUGACCUGACACCCAUCUUUAGAGACUAUGAGAAGUAUUUAGCAAAUAUUGAACAGCAACACGGAAGCAGUAGUGAUAGUGGCUCUGAAAAUGAAAGCAACAAGACACCUGGCUCUCAGUCUGUUUCUACAUUUGGUAAUUCAAAGCUACAGCAAGGAUCAACUUUUUUGUUUAACAACAACAAAACUGAGGAUACCUCGGACAAAAAACCUGAAGCUGCAUCCGAAAAAAAAGACCCAUCGUUAGGAGCUACAUCAACCGUCUCAUUUAAUUUUGGCAAGAGUGUCGACAGUUCUGUUUUGGGUUCCCUUGGCUCAGGAACGCUUAGUAGUUUCUCGUUUUCUCCUGGGAAUUCAGGUUUGUUUGGAAAAGACGCAAACCAGGCUAAGUCUGUCACUGCAGCAUCCACCAAUGUAUUGGAAGCUCAGACAGAAAGUGGCAGUAGCGAUGAUAAAGGAGAAGAGGAGGAAGAAGAGCCACCAAAAGUCAUUGUUAAUGAAAUAAAAGAGGAUGAUGCCUUCUACUCAAAGAAGUGCAAACUGUUUUACAAAAAGGAUAAUGAAUUUAAAGAAAAAGGCGUAGGAACAUUACACUUAAAACCAGCAGGAAAUGAAAAAACUCAACUCCUAGUCCGAGCGGAUACCAAUUUAGGAAACAUACUGUUGAAUGUUCUAAUCCCACCCAAGAUGCCAUGCACAAGAACGGGAAAAAACAAUGUUCUUAUAGUUUGUGUUCCUAAUCCACCGAUUGAUGAGAAGAAUCCAGCUGUUCCUGUCACUAUGUUAAUAAGGGUGAAAACAAGUGAGGAUGCAGAUGAGUUGCACAAAAUCUUACUGGAGAAAAAGGAGGCUUAAAUAAGUUGCAGUCAGUGAUCUGAGGAAUUAUUGCCAAACUGCUGCUGCUCUUUUUUUCUUCCAUAACUUCACUUGAACACUUAACUCCUUACUCUGAUAUUAAGAACUGUUAUAGGAAUUCUGGAAAAAUUCUGUGAGGAAAAGCUAAACUAGCUAAUAAAAGCUUUAAUAGAACACAAGUGUUGGACUGUGCUCCCUCAUUUUUCAAUAUCUAAAUGCAGGACCUCUUCUGGAUAAAGCACAUUGAUUUAAAUUAAAGCAUGUGUUUUUAACACCAGUCAAUUUGGCUGAAUGGACUGAAAUCAGAGUACAAAAAUAUGGUACCAGAGCUUCCUCACAGACUGCGGUGCAAUGCAACAACCUCCUGUUUUGAGAAGGGAGGAUGUUGAAGUUUAACUGUUGAAACUGUUUCUAGACUCCAGAUUUUUAAUUUUAAUUGGUCUGUCAUAUUCCGGUGAGACUAAUUUUUCAAACUGUCGGUGACAACAAUGUACCCCAACAACAAUACUGUAUAUUGUACUGUGUUUUAACUCUUACAGACUCGUGUGCUUUUGGGACUCGGAGACUGCAUCUCCAGAUAUUUAAAAGAAAAUUUGCUUGCGUAGUCUUGUUGACAGUAGUGUUUCUUAGAGAAGAACUGUCAGUUCUGUUCUUACUGUAGCAACAAGCUAAUGAUGUGCAAUAGUACAAGCAGACAACUGGAAGACUGUUUAUCUUGGACCACAACCACAGCUGGCAGUCGCUGACUUCUGACAAGUCAGAGGCAAAGGGUUGCACUUCCAUUAUGGUCCCUCAGAGGUAUUCUUCCCUAGGCCCUUGGGCUAAGACUGAAACCCAGCAGAGGCAGAGUUGUAAAUGUUGUACUUGUCUUGCUACUAGUACUUUUCUGAAGAUAGCU